This is a messenger RNA of Selaginella moellendorffii, 1875 nucleotides long. RefSeq lists its product as uncharacterized. The transcript has 11 exons. Bases 662 to 1573 code for a protein of 303 amino acids. Lineage: Eukaryota; Viridiplantae; Streptophyta; Lycopodiopsida; Selaginellales; Selaginellaceae. The record is from RefSeq and is a predicted model, not a curated record.
GAGACAGCUUCGACAAACGGCACGCCAGCUGAAUUGGCGUCGAUCUCCAGGCGCUGAGUUUCCUCGCUGACGGCCAGCCUUCCAGCAAACGGAUAGAACUCCACCAUGGCCUCCUGGAGGGCCCGGAAGAGGACCUUGGGAGCGUCGGCAGCACCGGACGAGUAGAAGUAGAUGGAGUCGACCAUGAAAACAACAGUGAGAUCGAUGUUUGGGAGGAAGAUCUUGGCCCGCGGAGUUGGCCCGGCGGGGAGUGCCGAGCUGCAGCUCUGGAGGGUCACUGGGAGGAGCUGGGAUUCCAUGGCGAAAGGCGGAAAAGAAAGAUAUCCGGGGAUGGGAAUUUAGCAGCCAACUGGAAGGGGAAAGGGAUCAACACAGGGAAAACGGUGGAUGGCUCUCGGCUGAAAGGUGGUGAAGAUAUUAAAUUUUCGCGAUGGAACAGCGUCUUGGCGUGAUGGGGAGGCAUGCAGCUGACGUUGUCCUUGGAGGAAUGGGUUUCUUAGAACCAUGCGAAAUGCUCCUUUUCAAACGAAAUAAGGAAGUCAACAAACUAGAAGAAGACCACAGUGAAGUGAAGUUGGAUAAGGUAUGUGGAGGUACCAAAGGUCGCUUUAAAAAAUAGAAUGCGACAAGGAGCUUACUUCACAUUGUUAAACUGUUGGCUAUGGAGUUAGCCUCGACAUUGCCGACACCAGCAAAGAUUGGCAGCACCUUUUGCAAUUGUUCUACACCCAGAGCAAGAAAUCGAGUCCACUGCACGAGCACGGCACAAGCAACUAGAACCUUGGAGCUGGAAUUAACUUAUCUGGAGGGAAAUAGCUGGCUGUGGAGAGUGUCGGGGGUCUCUAUUUUGGUUGAUCCAGUCCUUGUUGGAAAUCUAGACUUUGGAGUUCCUUUUCUAUAUGAUGGUGCAAAGAAAAACCUCCACAAACUCAAGCUUGACGAACUUGGAGAUGUGGAUUGUCUACUUAUCACCCAAAGUUUGGAUGAUCAUUGCCACAAAAGAACUCUAGAGCCUCUCUCAAAGAUUUAUCCACAACUUCAAGUCAUUGCAACUCCAAAUGCUGAGCCAAUUCUUAGCAAGAUCUUCAAACAAGUCACUUACAUAGAACCAGGCCAAGAGACAAGUUUCAGGGCCUCAAGCAAGUCAAGUUUAAAAGUAACAGCUUCCGCAGGACCUGUUCUUGGACCUCCAUGGCAACGACCAGAAAACGGCUACUUUGUUGAGACGUCUGAUCCAAAUGCCCGAAUUUACAUUGAGCCUCACUGUGUUUUUGAUCGGAAAUUGCUCCAAGGCAAAACAGCUGAUGUGGUGAUUACGCCUGUGAUCCAACAAAAGCUUCCAUUGUUUACACUUGUGUCAGGCCAAGAGGACGCAGUGGAGCUUGCUAAGACUUUACAGCCAAGAUAUGUUGUACCUAUGAACAAUGGCGAUUUAGAUGCCAAAGGAAUCCUUGCAAAGCUGCUGGUUGAAGUGGGGACUGUAGAGAGCUUCAAGACAUCUUUAAAAGAAGUUGCACCAAGAACACAAGUCGUGGAGCCAACACCUGGGAUUCCACUCCACUUGACAUUGUGAGAGUUUUUCUUUAUAUGCAAACUCGCGGCAAAGCAGUGGACCUCAUUGGUUUUGUUCCUCCCAGCCAACCAAGAGAGACGAGACACUUUCCUCCUAGAGCUUAUGGUGGCAUUCACAGACUCAAGCAUCUGGAUCAAGGGAGCCGAGCUAUUCCAUUGGCAUAUCAAGAGGAAAUGAUUAAGUCUCGACCUCCACCCCACUUGCUUUAGUGAAGUUGCUAUUGUCUCUGGCUUAAUCACAAGAUUGUCAAAGUUAAUUAGUUCCAGUCAAAAAAAGACUUUUCCAACAAGGACUUUUGAACG